UUAGUGUAAUCAGUUAUGGCAAAUUACAAAUUUAAGGCAGAAAAUAAGUAGGUCACGCGACUUACUCCAUUUUGUACAUAAAGUUAACCGUAAAUUAAAGAAAUGUGGGAUUUCCAGAUCCUUAAGUAACACUCCCUUCUUGAAAUCUGCAGCCUAUAUUGAAAUCAUAGGCUUCAAUGUCAAGAAGCUUGAAUUUGAGCUAUGGACAGGCCCGAGAAGAAGGCUACUCGAAGCUCUCCCCAGAAAUCGAAUAAUCAGUCUUUUUCAUCAGGCUGCUCCCUUUCUUCAUCAAAGCUCCUAAUCCAUGCCCUCGCCGUCUUCGUCCUCUUUCUCGUCGUCUGGCAAAUCCAGCAGACCUCCUCUGCUUCCCCAUGGGCUCGCUGGGACAAAAUUCUCAACAACUCAUGCCUCACCACUUCCCACGAUACGCGGGAGGGGAUGGCUGACAGACUCCGACAGGCGGUCACUUUCCUCCCUCUCAAGGACCUCAGAUACACAGGCGAGGCCAUGAAAGGCCACACGUGGUUCAUGAGCUCCUUAUACGACAUGCAGGAGCAAGGCGAGGUCCAGUACCAGCAGCACCCUGUUGAGGCCACGGGAGGCAGACUCCUCUGCCUCCGCGGCCGGGACAGGCACGACGGCUCCUGGAACUCAUAUGCCCUUGCCUGGCCUGACGCCCUGCCUCAGAACGCCACACUGAAGGCAGGCAUCACGUUCGUGUCGUACAACCACUACGACUACCACAACAUCUGGCACGGCCUGUCUUCCAUGAUGUCGUUCGUGGCGUGGCACGUCAAGAGCCAGUGCGCGGCGCCUGAGCGCUGGAUCUUGUACCACUGGGGCGAGCUGCGUACGAGCAUGGCGCCGUGGGUGUCCACGCUCCUGGAGGCCACGUUCGGGGGAGCCGUUAAGAUCGAGGAUUUUGGCAGUGGUGGUGAUGAUGAUGAUGCUCCGGUUUGCUUCGAGAAGGCGGUGGUGAUGCGGCAUAAUGAAGGUGGGAUGUCGUCGGAGAAGAGGAUGCAGGUGUAUGAUCUGAUGAGGUGCAGGGCGAGGUUGUAUUGUCAAGUUGGAGGGCGUGAUGGGGGGAUCAAGGUAGGAGUCACCAUGCUGAUGAGGGACGGGACGAGGUCUUUCCGGAACGCAUCGGCGGUCGUCGGGAUCUUUGAGGAGGAGUGCCGCCGGGUUCCGGGAUGCCGUCUGACGGUAGCCUAUCCACACAAUCUCACCUUCUGUGAACAGGUGAAGUUGAUGAGUGGGACAGACGUGGUGAUAUCGGCGCACGGGGCGCAGCUGUCAAACAUGAUCCUGAUGGAUCGGAACGGCAGCGUGAUGGAGUUGUUUCCAAAGGGAUGGAAGGAGAUGGCCGGGGUGGGGCAGUACGUGUACCACUGGCUGGCCAGCUGGUCCGGCAUGAAGCACGAGGGGGCGUGGCGGGACCCAGUCGGAGAUCCCUGCCCCUUCCCCAACGACGAAGCCCGCUGCAUGUCCCUUUUCAAGGACGCCAAGAUCGGACAUAACCACACAUAUUUUUCACAAUGGGGAAGCAGUGUUAUCAAGGAUGUCAUCACUAGGAAGGCACUUCAGGAUCCUUCUGCAUUAAAACCUGCAGCUGGCCUAUGUGGUUGCCACUAAUUUUCCCAAAUCUUUUUUUUUUUUUUUUUAUUUUUAGCUUUUUUGCUAAUAAUUUUAAUGAGUUUUAAAUUCAGAUGAUAAUAACAAUUUUCUUCUUUCUAUCUGGUAUCCUAUCACGGAUGUUAUAGUUUCUUCAAAUUGCCAAUUUUUGAUU
Messenger RNA from Salvia splendens (bonfire salvia), 1786 nucleotides. RefSeq lists its product as uncharacterized. The record is from RefSeq and is a predicted model, not a curated record. Gene Ontology annotation, molecular function: glycosyltransferase activity. Lineage: Eukaryota; Viridiplantae; Streptophyta; Magnoliopsida; Lamiales; Lamiaceae. Bases 202 to 1632 code for a protein of 476 amino acids. The transcript has 2 exons.